Messenger RNA from Stegodyphus dumicola, 3863 nucleotides. It is a transcript of the gene rod, whose product is annotated as kinetochore component rough deal. Gene Ontology annotation, cellular component: cytoplasm; RZZ complex; kinetochore microtubule. Gene Ontology annotation, molecular function: small GTPase binding. The record is from RefSeq and is a predicted model, not a curated record. NCBI's taxonomy places the organism in Eukaryota, Metazoa, Arthropoda, Arachnida, Araneae, Eresidae. Gene Ontology annotation, biological process: protein localization to kinetochore involved in kinetochore assembly; mitotic sister chromatid segregation; mitotic spindle assembly checkpoint signaling.
CGUAGAGCCAGAGUGUUGCUAUGGUAAAGAAAUGUUGUGAAUUUUAAAAAGUAAAUUUAUUCUUUUGGGGUUUAUGUGCUUUUGACGAAGUAGACUUAGUUCAAUUCAAUAAGUUUAAAUGAAAAACAGGAAUAAAUGCAUAUUAUUUAAUAUUCUGUACAAGAAAGUCAUAUGGUGUACACAUCAGAUUUUUUAUCUUGCUUCUGUGUGUAGGUGAUGAAGUAUGAAGCAGGUUUUUCUAAACGCUGUGCUUCAUAAUUUUAUGUAUUUUCAAUUUUCUUUAAAUCUUGAUUGAUGCAAUUACUUCUCUAUGUUUUGAUUGGGGAACAUUUAAAUUAAUUUUCAGUUUAUGGAAAUCAUAAAAUUUAUUGUUUCAUUUGACACAAAAAGCAUUAUUCAAUUACAGUUUGAUCAGUAUUUUGAUGGGCAACCUUUUUUUUUGACAUGCAUAAGAUACAUUUUCCCCCCUCUCUUUGAUCUGGAUUAUUUAAAGCAUUUUUUACACUCUUAAUGUAAUAAACUUGCCAAUUAUGAUUAGAAGGAUCUAAUUUUUCAGCAGCUGCAUUUGUAUUAAGUACAAUUUCUUAAUCCAUUGAAAAAGUAGAUACUUAAACUUCCUUACUCUGUAUGCUUUAUUUUACUCCCAUUAUUAUUCAAAAUGUAUAGUUUUAGCUUUCCAUUCAAGAGGUAAGCCAAUAACAUUUACAAAUGGUUUACGAAUCGUAAAAUGUUGAAAACUUUUAAUCUAUAUGAACAUGACUGUGCAUCCCCCUCCUAAGUACAUGCUUGUUGACUGAAUAUUUGCUCUUUUCAGGGAUCUUAUGAAUUUGUAUCCGACUGAAGAAACAGCAGAUACUUUAAUGCAAGUUGUAAAGCAUUUUAUCUUAAAUUUUAGCAACAUAAAGAGUAUGAGUUAUUUUGUAAUGGUGGACACAAUAUGUUAUUUAAAUAGCAUGGCAGUGACUUAUUGCAAAGAUUUAGAUCAAGACAGCAUGAAUGUUUUGCAACUCUGUACUUUCCUUUCAAGUGUUAGCAAAGUAACUGGCCAUGAAUCACUGUGUGGAGGAACUGAUAUAAAAAGGGAUGCUUAUAGCAAAUGGAAGUUUUACCCAAUUUAUGAUGAUGAAGGUUUCCAUCUUGAAAGAGAUAAAGUUGUUGAUUUUGUAGAAUUUAUAUCAAAAGUUACUUGUAGUGCUUCAGAUCCAAAAUCAUGUAGUCUUUCUGUGGAAAAGGACAAAUUAUUACAAGCCAUACAGCUCAUAGAUCAUAUGAAAGUUAAAGGGCAAGGAAUCAUUGCUCUGAGGACUGUUUAUCUAAGUUGUAAUGUGAUCAGAUCCGAUCUUUCAGAGAAUUUUAAGUCUUCAGGGAUUUAUGUACAGCAUAUUGUGUUUCCAACCAUUCAAAGAUCAAUAGGACUUUGGAAUACUGACAUAUUUUAUGCAUUCAGUUUGCUCUUAGUUUUUCCAGAAGAAGAAAGGUUGAGGACUUUAAAUGAAUUACUAAAAUGGAGUUCUACAAAUUUACAAAGGAUAAUGCUGGUAGGAAGAAUUGGCAUGAAGUUGGGACUUUUUCUUCAAAAGACUGAAAUUCUUUCAGAAUUUGAUAGUAUUUAUAGGCGAGCAUCUCUUUUAACCAAACAAAAUAUAACAUGUGCAAAUGUGGAUGUUAUAGUUAGUCCAUCUUCACUUGAAAAAAAAUUUGAUGUUGUAAACAAGUUACUUGCAUCUUCAAAUUGUGACCUUUCUACUGUGCAUGAAUACUGUUAUGCAUUUGAAUUGCCAUCUAACCAUGUUUUAAUUGCAUACUUUAAUAAGAUUUUAACUGAUUUGGAGAAGUGUUACUUGUCAGAUUCUGAGAAUCUUGAAGAAGAUGUAAAAUGUGGUCUUAAACAUGCUGAAUUUAUUAUCAAAGACAUAAAAGAUGAAGAGUUAAUUCUAAAAAAUCUUAAUGUGCUUCUUGAAAAGGUUGGUCCUUACAGUUAUGAAAUUUUUCUUUUUAUUGAAGAACAACUUUUAAAUGUGUCAUCAAAUAUCCAAACUAUUAGCUGUGCCUCUUAUGAAUUGAACAUAAAGUUGCUAAAAUUUUUAAAAGUUUACCGAAGAAUAUCUGUUCCACUUGAAGAAGAGCUUAAUUAUUGGCGUACAUUUCAUCCAACAAAUUCAAAAUUACCAAGCAUAGCUUUCAAGCGCCUGCCAUUUAAUGCAUUUUUCAAAAAAAGCCCUUAUAAUGUUAUUGAUCCAGAGCUGAAUGCAAAUACUGUGCCUGUGUGGCUUAAAAUAGCUCCUUUAUUGAAGAUAUCUUCAGACCAACUGAUAAUUGUUGCUGUGCAGAAUGAAGUGAAUAAAUACCUUGAGAAAAUUUGUGAUCAUAUUGUUCUAAACCCAGAUAAACAGUUUGUGAGUUCUAUAAAUAACAUGUUGGUAAAAAUUAGUGUACCUGAGAUGGCAGUAGGAUGUGCAAGUUGGGUUACUAAUAGGAUGCCUGCUGGUGGAAAUAGAGUUUUAUUUGCUACAAUGACUGUAAACUUUGCUGCUCAGUGGUCUGAGGUAGCUCCUGCUUCACAGAAUGUGAAACAAGUGCAUAAAAAGUUAGAUGCACUUCGUCAACAUUUAGCUAUUGAAAGAGAGCUGUACAAGUAUAAUAUAGCUACAGAAGCAGCCUUAUGUCUAAUUUCUUCUCCAUAUGAACUUGUAGAACAUUUAAUUGAGAAUUAUUCCUCGAUAGCUCUUCAAACUAUAAAAGUUUGCAGAGCAUCUGUAAACAUAUCUAGUAUUGUUGACAUUAACCUGAAAGACAUCUUUCUCAAAUUUAUCAACAAGUGGUUAAAUGUUUCUGGCAGCAGUUUGGUUAAUCUCAAUGAAUCACUAAUGUUGAAUGGUUGCCCUGAAAAAAAAGAUCUGGAGGAAAGUAUUUGUGAUGAAAAUAUCUUAAGGACAAUCCAUUUGUUUUUAGGUCUUCGUGAAAUUGAAUCAUGGGAUGUGUUUGAGCUCUUAAAAAUGAAUCUGCAUGAAAUGGAUCUAGUUCAACAGUGCAGAUGUCUGUUUUGCUUGAUCCCUGUUCUGGGUUUUACUGCUGUUGCUGAAAUAAUUGGUGGAGAAAAUUCUGAAGCUGAGAAAACAUUAGUUUCUUUUAUGUGUAUUGCUGAAUUAGAAAGUCUGGGACUUCCUUUUACUGUCAAAAUGCUUGCUAACAACAGUAAAUUGGAAUUAAUCCACACUAUUUUGUCAAGACAUUUUAGCAAUCUCAAAGCUCUUAUUUUAUGCAUAAGGAUAUGCUUAGAAUAUGGUAUCUGGGAUUACUCUGUAUGGGAACUCAUUCUGAAAUAUUUUUCUGCAAAAUCUGUGACAGAAUCACUUCAAGCUGUCUUACCAUCAGUACAAGGCAAACUAAUGCAUUUAUGGCAUUCUGAAACUUUUAUUUCUGCUUGGAAGUCCAUUUUACAAUUAGUUUUGAAAGAUGAAAACGCUGCUCCCAAAGGUAAAAUAUUGAAGCUGUCUAAAGCUCUGCUGAGAUGCCCUUGUACUUCGGCUAUUAACCCCGAAAUUUUAUGGAAUGAAAUCAAAAAUGCUCUUUCUGAAGAGAAGAAUAUAGAUAGUACUCAACCUGUCCACGAUGUUUACUCCUUGUUUCUGGUUUUAAGGAAUAUUUCUAAGAAUUAUUUUAAAUGAAGAAAAUGAAGAUCAUUUUCUGGGAACAUUUUCAAUGUGUUUGCUUGAUGUAUCAAUUUUAUUACAGACAGAAAUUCUUACAUUUUAAAUCAAGCAUUUAAAUAAAAAGGCAUGUAAAUAUAUAUUAUGUGGAAUUUAAUCCCUGUACAUGUAAAUAUUUAAAUUGAUUAAUAUUUUCUUAACUGCUUUUAUGCU